AUGGAAACUAUAGUCCAGGGAUACUUGAACCCAACAAAAACAAUAUUCUCCAAUGAAGUCUCUCCCAUCACCAAUGGAUACAGCUCCUCAUCUGAGGAGGAAAAUUCCCAGAAUCCCUGUUACCCAGCAUACGGAUCUCGGGCUGAUGGAUCCUCACUGUCUGAGGGAGAGGGUAUGAUAGAGAGCGACCAUUCGGAUACAAUUUUCAAGUUCAUAACCGAGAUGCUGAUGCAGGAGGAAGACUUGGAGAAGAAGCCGUACAUGCUCCACGACUGCUUGGCUCUCCAAGCCACCGAGAAAUCUUUGUACGACGCCCUCCACAACAAUUCUGAUCACAGCCCUUUUCCAGAGCCCGAUUUCGAGUCUCUUGUCAGAGACGACCAGUCGCAACCAAAACAUAACAAAACGAACAGCCAUGUAGAAAAGAGAGACCGCCUUACAGAACGCGUCGAAUUUGCGGAUCAACCAAGCAACAAGCUAUUCGCGAGCAGCAGUGCAGACGAACCCGAACCGCUAGAGAUGUACGACAAUGUGCUGCUGUGUUCCACCACGGACCGCACGCUGCAGCUACCAUCCCAUUCCCACUCGAAUAAGAAAUCACCAAUUUUCAAGGAAAGACCAAAGAGAGGACGGCCGAGAAAAGAAGGCAAGAAGAAACACGGGAGCAUCGCCUGUGACACGGUUGACCUCACAAGCCUCUUAGUGCAGUGCGCACAGGCCGCAUCGGCCUUUGACAUCCGGACAGCCAACGAGUUGCUCUCUCGGGUGAGGCGGCACUCCUCCCCACGCGGUGACGGCACAGAGAGGCUCGCCCAUUACUUUGCCAAUGCCAUUGAGGCCCGUUUGGCCGGCACAGGGACCGAACUCUACGCUGCCAUCAUCUCCAAGAGGAUAUCCGCGGCCGAUGUCCUGAGAGCCUACAAGAUGGCCAUCUCAGCCAGCCCUUUCAAAAAGAUGUCCAACCUUUUUGCCAACAAGUCGAUCGGGAAAAUUUCUGAGGGGGCGCCAGUUCUCCAUGUCAUCGACUUUGGGAUCCUUUACGGGUUCCAGUGGCCAUGCCUCAUCAAGGGCCUAUCCGAGAGGCCCGGGGGUCCCCCCAGGCUCCGGAUCACGGGUAUCGACUUCCCCCAGCCGGGGUUUCGUCCGGCAGAGCGCGUGGAGGACACAGGGCGGCGCCUUGCGAGAUACUGUGAGAGGUUCGGAGUCCCAUUCGAGUACAAGGCAAUGGCGUGCAGGUGGGAGACUGUCAGGGCCGAGGAUCUGGGGAUCGAAGAGAAUGAGGUAGUUGCGGUCAACUGCUUGUACCGGCUUCACAACGUGGAGGACGAGACGGUGAUUUCGGACGGCAGCCCGAGGGAUGCGGUGCUGAAGCUGAUGAGGGAGAUAAAGCCGCGCAUAUUUGUUCAGGGAGUGGCGUACGGGACGUACAACACGCCCUUCUUCGUCACAAGGUUCAGAGAGGCGCUCUACCACUUCUCGUCCAUGUUUGAUAUGUUUGAGGAGACUGUGGCACGGGAGGAGGAAGAUGAGUUGAGGCAGCUUUUUGAGGAGCAGAUGUUUGGGAGGGACGUGAUGAAUGUGAUAGCCUGCGAGGGAACGGAGAGGAUAGAGAGGCCGGAGACUCACAGGCAGUGGCAAGUUAGGAGUGUGAGGGCAGGGUUCAGACAGCUCCCUCUGGAUCAGGAGAUUGUCAGGUACGUGAGGGGUAAAGUGAGGAGGGAUUAUCACAAGGACUUCUCGGUGGAUGAGGAUGGGGAAUGGAUGCUGCAGGGAUGGAAAGGACGUGUGUCUCAUGCCAUCUCCUGUUGGGAGCCGCUGCCCAACUGA
This is a messenger RNA of Striga asiatica, 1827 nucleotides long. Lineage: Eukaryota; Viridiplantae; Streptophyta; Magnoliopsida; Lamiales; Orobanchaceae. The record is from the annotation of a GenBank genome assembly.